UCCUACGACAAUACCUUCUCGGCUACCUCAACCUUGCACUCGCUCUCGGCCGAGGAAAAGAUGCGCAUCACAUUCGCAGUUGCAGACAUCCUGCAGCGUCAGGACUAUGUGCUGCGCCUGGCCAAGUCCAUGAUCAGAUAUGGCGCACCCUCACAUCGACUGGAGGAUGCGAUCGACCACACAGCCAGAACCCUGGAACUCAAUCUGCAGUGCGUCUACUUGCCAAACGUGAUGGUCAUCGCCUUCACGGAUUACGAGACCCAUACCUCUGAAACGCACUUGCUCAAGUGCUCGGCAGGACUCGACAUGAACAAAUUUGCCCAAGUCCAUCAAGUUCUGAAGAUGGUGACACACUCCUCCAUGCCCGUGGAGGAGGCCAUCAUGAAGCUGGAUGCAAUCAGCGCCGAAAAGGACAUGUGGCCACGAUGGGCCAACAUCCUCUCAUACGCGAUGGCGUCCUUUUGCACCGCUACCAUGUUCUUCAAAGGCAGCUGGACGGAUGCCGGUGUCUCAUUGAUGCUCGGAACCUUUGUUGGUCUGAUGAGUUGGUUGUCGGAAAAGGUGCCCAGUUACUCACAUAUUUGCGAGGUCACUAUGUCGGUGGUUGUGGCCUUUAUCGCGGAGGCCAUGCACAAUCAAGUGUGCCGAAGCUCCGUCAAGAUGGCGGGUAUCGUUAUGCUGCUGCCUGGAUACACGAUCACCUGUGCGAUUCUGGAACUCAGCUCGCGACAGAUGAUUUCAGGAUCCGUUCGUUUAUUCUACGCGAUUGUCUUCUCACUACUGCUGGGAUACGGUUUGACCAUCGGCGCCUCGCUCUGGAAUCUGAUUGACCCGUCCAGUCUUCCAGCGGCCGUAACAGGAGUCUGCCCAGAGACACUCGAUGCCAAAUGGAACGUCCUCUUUGUGCCGGUGUUUGCGAUUGCGCUCAACAUCUACCUGAAGGCCCAUCCCCGUCAAUGGGUCCUGGCGACAAUCCUGUCGAUCCUCGGGUAUAUGGUCUCAUAUUCGACAUCGACCUGGGCUGGGGCCCGAACCGAGGUGUCGUCAGCGUUGGCUUCUUUCUCGAUCGGAUUCUGUGGAAAUAUCUACCAGCGUGUGACCCACCAACUUACGUUUCAGGCGGUUGUGUGCGCGGUCUUCUUCUUGGUCCCGGGAAGUUUAGGUCUGAAGGGCGCAAUGGCCUUGUUCACGGACGACAUGGCAGGAGGUGUCAACUUUGCGCUGCAAAUGGUCAUUACAGCGAUUGCGAUCAGUGUCGGUCUCUUCGCUUCUGCGUUGGUUGUCUACCCCAUGGGCAAGUCUCGGUCUGCUCAAAUGACCUUUUAA
Messenger RNA from Gamsiella multidivaricata, 1326 nucleotides. RefSeq lists its product as uncharacterized. The transcript has a single exon. Gene Ontology annotation, biological process: transmembrane transport. NCBI's taxonomy places the organism in Eukaryota, Fungi, Mortierellomycota, Mortierellomycetes, Mortierellales, Mortierellaceae. The record is from RefSeq and is a predicted model, not a curated record. The annotation marks the transcript as partial. Gene Ontology annotation, molecular function: transmembrane transporter activity.